AUGUUGAGAACAACUGAAAGGGUGUGUUUUACCCCCGAUUUCAAUGAGAAACCAAUCAUGUUUCUCAAGCAAACCAGUGUUGGUGGUGGUGGUAGUGGAAGAGUCUUGGGAAACAAGAAGAGGGUCACCGGAACUUGGACUUUCAGAUUUCCAAAAGAUCCUAAGUUUUCACCGGUGAGAUUAUUGCAGCAACUAGGAGCAAAAGUGGCAAGUGCUAUACGAGUUGUUUCCAAGAGAAGGAGAUCCUCUAGGAAGGUUUCUUCAUCCUCUUUGGUCAGAACACGUUCAGUGUCAGACCCCACUGAUUCACAUCGUGCCAAAGCUGUGGAAGAUUGCAUUGAGUUUUUACAUUCUUCUUCAUCUAGAGAGAGACCAAGUUCAGUUUCUGAAUGUUCUGUCUAA
Molecule: messenger RNA, 402 nt
Organism: Sphenostylis stenocarpa
Lineage: Eukaryota; Viridiplantae; Streptophyta; Magnoliopsida; Fabales; Fabaceae
Source: the annotation of a GenBank genome assembly